Molecule: messenger RNA, 1768 nt
Organism: Aspergillus saccharolyticus JOP 1030-1
Lineage: Eukaryota; Fungi; Ascomycota; Eurotiomycetes; Eurotiales; Aspergillaceae
Gene: ppe1
Product: putative ribosomal protein/carboxylic ester hydrolase (Ppe1)
Exons: 5
Coding region: 341-1654 (437 amino acids)
Biological process (GO): protein demethylation
Molecular function (GO): protein methylesterase activity
Source: RefSeq, a predicted model, not a curated record
UUGAUACGUGCAGUGACCCCGCCGGUGCUCGCUGGCAGUGGCUUCUUUGGCAAUGCAACUACCAGGGAUCAUUUGAUGCAUCAGAACAAUACCAAUGACCCCGAGUCAAUUAAUCUAAGUAGAACAAUAGCUCGGAAUUAUCAACGUGCGCCUAUCUCCACCCACAACUUUUCUGCCUUUUGCCGGCCGCUCGACCUCUCCACAAUCCACUCCACCGCAUGAUCCACUCUGCCGUCAGUUGCUGCUGGGCAAUAUAUCCUGGUCUUACUUAGUCGAGCCUUGACAAAAAAAUAACAAUCCCAACAAAGGCACACCCCCCGAUACAAACUCAGUCAUCUUCAUGAGCGAAUUGCAGAAGUCCUUUGCCAAAUCCAAAUUGGCCAACAAGCUUUCGCGCCGGACCCCCCCUGACGCCCUGUCCGCGUCUCCAUCCUCUCCCAUGUAUUCACUCAACGAGGAACAGGGAGAGUCCAGCCACGAUGAGGAGUAUUCUUCAGCAUCAUCCACUGGCACCAUCAUUCCUUCUCCUAGCCGAAAUCUAUUUGCCAGACCCAACGGCGGUCGCGGAUCCUCCCAAACAAGCCUGAGCUGGACCGACUUCUUCACUCAAGACCUACAUCUCACCCAGGUCGACUCCAGCACCAAGACUCGCAUCACCCACCAUGUCUAUCUCACGCCCCCUGCCGACUCCGGCGGUCCGCUCUUCGUCAUGCACCACGGUGCCGGUUCCUCAGGGCUUUCUUUCGCUGCGUGCGCCGAGGAGAUCCGCAAGCUCCUCCCCAAAGCAGGCAUUCUAUCUCUCGAUGCUCGUCACCACGGUAGCACAGAGGUGACGACCUGCACCAACGAGGGGAAGGCCGACGAACCAGCCGCCCAAGAAGACUCAUCGGCUCUUGAUCUCAGCCUUGAGACGCUCAAUCGGGAUCUCGUUUUUGUGGUCCGCGAGACCCAGCGCAAGAUGGGAUGGGACCAGCUUCCGGAUUUGGUUCUCGUUGGACACAGUCUAGGAGGAGCUGUGAUCACCGACGUCGCCAAGUCAGGCGACUUGGGGUCCAAAGUGUUGGCCUAUGCGGUCCUCGAUGUUGUAGAGGGCUCCGCGAUGGAUGCCCUCCAAAGCAUGGAAACAUACCUCCUAACCCGCCCCUCCCGCUUCCCUUCCAUCGCAUCCGGCAUAGAAUGGCACACCCGCUCCCGUACAAUCCGCAACAAAACCUCCGCCCGUAUCUCCGUUCCUUCGCUGCUCUACGAACAAUCCCCGCCCACAGACCCCACCAAACCCUGGAUCUGGCGCACCAAUCUGUCCGCGACCAAACCGUUCUGGGAGAAUUGGUUCAUUGGCCUGAGCCGGAAGUUCCUCGAUGCGCGCGGCGGCAAACUACUCUUGUUGGCGGGCACCGAUCGACUGGAUAAGGAGUUGAUGAUUGGACAAAUGCAAGGCAAAUACCAAUUGCAGGUUCUUCCGGAAGCGGGUCAUUUCAUUCAGGAGGACCAGCCGGCAAAGACGGCGCAGAUCCUGGUGGACUUCUACAAGAGGAAUGAUCGAAGUGCGUUGGUGCUGCCGCCGAAGGUGGCCGACCUGCAGGCCCAGGCGGCCAUGAAGAAGGGAGAUGGGGUGGGGAUGGGCUUUGCGGCUGGGAGCAUGAAGAGGGUGUGAAGGUUUUUCAGUGCUAGACUAUAUAUGCCUUGAACAUUCUAUCGAUAUGUGUACGAGUGUACGUGCGACAUGGCCGUGGAAAAAAAGGAGUACAGAUACAAUGAAUCCUGUAAU